This is a messenger RNA of Gilbertella persicaria, 487 nucleotides long. RefSeq lists its product as uncharacterized. The transcript is spliced from 2 exons. The coding region runs from base 172 to 333 and encodes 53 amino acids. NCBI's taxonomy places the organism in Eukaryota, Fungi, Mucoromycota, Mucoromycetes, Mucorales, Choanephoraceae. The record is from RefSeq and is a predicted model, not a curated record.
AAGCAAGUCUUUAAAGUAAAGAAAAAAAUAAUUUCAACAGGGGAAAAAUUCUCACUGCGAAUCAGAACUCAUACAUACGUCAUCACUUUGAGGAAAGCGGCUAGUAAAUUUCCUUUGCGCUCUCUCGAGGCGCAUUAAAAGGCAUCGUGUAAAAGAAGAUGGGUUGGCUCAAUGGUAGAGAUCUAUCAAAAACACAAAGAUACUCGAUCUAUUGGUUACUAUCAAUAUGAAUCAAAAGGAUUAUAUCUAUUAUUCUACAACCAAUAUAGCUCAAUGGCUCUCACAAAUGAUAAGCACACACUUUUUGAUUCUCAAGUCAAAAGAAAAAAGUAAAAAGAUGAAAUAGAAUCAAUUAAGAAUGCAAAUACCUUAAAGACUUACUUGUAUAGAAUUUUUGCGAUAAGAUCCGUAAAAGAGUCACGCAAUACCACUGCCUGUAGUUUUGGGGGCCAGUUUUAACCGAUUUUUCCUGGGCUUUCCCGGCCAU